Messenger RNA from Cladocopium goreaui, 1824 nucleotides. The record is from the annotation of a GenBank genome assembly. NCBI's taxonomy places the organism in Eukaryota, Dinophyceae, Suessiales, Symbiodiniaceae.
CUCUUUGAUGUCCAAACCACCCCAACCUUCAUUUUUGUAGCAAAAUUGUCCACUCUCCGUGCCCUUGGCCGCCCUUGGCAUUGUAAAGUGCCACAUUUUGGGGUAAAAAUGCCGGUGCCUGGCAGCGAAUGUGGACCUGGCCGGCCGCUGCAGGAGGAGUUCUUCCUGGCAGCCUUGGAUGCCAAGUUUGCUCAGCAGGAGCAGCUGAUCCGCGGGCUGCUGGAAGCUGCGCCUGCGCCUGCGGUGCAGUCUGCGGUGCAGUCUGUGCAACCACGGCAGGUGGCCUUUCUUUUUGGGGGAGAUUCCAAGUUCUCGCAACCCGAGACGUCGGUGUCUCACCAACAAUCGGACGAUCCAUCAGUGGAGCCACCCAGAACGGUGAAGCCCACCAAGAAGACCUUGGCAACUUUGGGGGCUCAGGUCAUGAGUGAGAAAUGGAUCAAAGAUCCUCCGCUGAAAGCUUUCGUGAAAGAAAAACUGGACCUCCCCAUUGGCUGCGUGGUUUUGGCGAAUGUGGUGCUGAUGAUCAUCCACUCUCAAUGGGUUGGAAUAUCCACAGACGUCAGUUUGGGCCUCAUCGAGUCGUCGGAUACUUUCUUCUCGCAGGAGUUUUUCGACAUCACAGAGUACAUCUUUUUCGGAAUCUAUUUGGUAGAUCUCGUCGUGCGAAUUGCUGUUCUGCGAAGGGAAUGGUACUAUGAUCCUAAGAGGGGCCUCAUGUACAUGAAUGUCUUUGAUGCCUUUCUAGUGUUGCUCAAUUUUUCAGAACUCCUGGUGCUUCCUUUCUUAGAUUCUGGUGCCACUCCAGAGCUCAAUACCAAUCAGAUCCGGCUCAUCAAACUCACUCGGGUCUUUCGAACCCUCCGAGUUGUCAAGACCUUGUCCAUGUUGCGACAGUUGCGACACUUAGUGGCCACAUGCAUCGCGAGUAUCGGCGCCCUAUUCUGGUCUUUGGUGCUGCUGUUGUUUCUGAAGCUGAUCUUUGCCCUGAUGUUGAGCCAAACUAUGCAGCUGUACAUUCAGAGCCCUCAAGAGAAUUAUGAGGACCGGUUGCUGAUGAACAAUUGGUAUGGCAACUUCAGCAGGUCCAUGUACACGUUUUUUGAAAUUACAUAUUCAGGUGGCUGGCCUUUGUUGGUACGACCUGUGCUCGAGAAGGUCAGUGCGUGGUAUGCUAUUCCCUUCCUGCUUUAUGUCACUUUAGUGGUCUUUGCCACACUGCGAAUUGUGACGGCCCUGUUUUUGAAAGAAACAUUAUCAACUGCGGCGAAUGAUGCGGAGAUGGUGAUUGAAGACUCCCGGCGUUUUGCCUUGCAGUACCAAAAGAAGUUGGAGGAGCUGUUUCGGUUGGUGGACGAUGACUCGGAUGGGCAUCUAACAGCAGAGGAGUUCGUGCAGGCCAUGAAGCUGCCCAGCGUGGAGCAAUACCUGGCGUACCUGGAGAUCACUGUCCGUGAUUGUGGCCCCCUCUUCGACAUCCUCGCGGGAGAUGAUGGGCUGAUCACGAUCUCAGAGUUCUGCCGAGGCAUCAUGCAACUCAAAGGGACGGCCAGGGCCCUGGACAUCGUGGUGUUGCAGCAUGAGAAUUCGAAACUCAUGAGGGAGUGUAAGAAGACUCGCAAAAUGAUGGAGACGCUUGCUGCGACAUCACCACCGUUGGACUCACCUGGUGCCGAAACCAUAAGCUGAAUGAGAGUCUCUAUUGACCCAUAAAUCCAUGACCCAUAUGUCAUAUCCAUAUCAUGUUUCACCCUGUGAAAUGGCUCAAGGCAUAUUCACCCUCAGAUCGAGACAUUUGAAAGCGCAUUCCAGUGGGAAAAAGCA